AUGAAUGCAGGCCUGAAUUAUAAUAAUAUACCCUGUGAUUUCUUUUAUUACUGGGUGGGAGAUACAUUCUGGAACAACUUAGGUGGUCAUACAUUGUCAAACCUUUUGGAUAAAAUUUACAGUACGCUGAGUACUCUUUCCUAUGGGACGAAAUGUAACAUUAAAUACGAAGGUACUGACGAAAGAACUGUCAAACAGAGGAAAACCCUAUUCGAUUAUUCUUUCGACUAUAAUACCAUAGAAAAAGAUUUACUUGAGAAAGAUGAUCCUAAUUGUAAUAGUCAUUGGAUAAGUUACCGUCUCAAUGUAUCUACAGUGUGCAAGGCUGUGAAACAAAGUUGUGAGAAAAAAUAUGACAGUGAUGAAUACUGUAAAAAAUUUAAAGCACAGUAUAGGGUAUAUUGUGAUGCAGCGGAAUUCUUAAACUCAUACUGUAAUUCAAAAAUUGAAUUAGCAUCUGCGCGAGCAACUGCAACAGCUGACGCACAAGAAGCAUCCUUGGCAGCAGAGGAAAAGUUACGUUCCACCACUACCACAGCAAGCAUCACGUCUAUCAUCACCACACUAGCAGCAACGGUAGUUCCUUUCCUACUAUAUAAGUAUAAACCAUGGUCUUCUUGGUUUAGUAAGCACACUUCUGGAAAUGGAGGAAGAAGUAAUAGAAGAAGAAGAUCAAUCGGGGGUGACAUUGAUACUCUAACAGAAAACGAUUCAAGGUACGAUUCAACGGACACUUCCACAAUAGGUCCAACAGAAAAUUCCACCCUGGGCCCUGGUGCAUACAACACAAGACAGAUCAGUGGAAGAAGAAAUAAUAACGCGGGGGGUCGUGGGAUGGUAGGUUAUCAUAACAUGUAA
Plasmodium coatneyi is the source of this 858-nucleotide messenger RNA. RefSeq names its product KIR-like protein. The transcript has 2 exons. Bases 1 to 858 code for a protein of 285 amino acids. NCBI's taxonomy places the organism in Eukaryota, Apicomplexa, Aconoidasida, Haemosporida, Plasmodiidae. The record is from RefSeq and is a predicted model, not a curated record.